UUUAAAAAAUAUAGUCUCUAGUAUUUUGAGAGUCCUUUUUGAUUAUCAACUCUACCACUGUCCUCUUUUUUUAAAAUGAAAUCUAAUUUGGCAAUUUAGUUACCCCAAUAUCUUCAUCUAAAGUAAUGAGAUAGCCUGUUAUUUGAAGCAUCCUGCAUCUUUUGGGUUUUAAUGGAAACUAUGAAUGGUUUGGGAAUUGAUUUUAAUUCUAACACACAUCUUCCUCUUCUUAAGGGUUCGAGGAAUUUUCCUGUAUGCAGUUCCAGGAGCAGUACAGCCAAAAAUGGUGGCCUUCUUCUCAGCACCAAUAUGAAGUGGGUACAAUUUUCAAACCUACACGUUGAUGUUCCCAAGGAUUUGACAAAGCCUACGAUAACCGUUUCUGAUGAACCAGACACGUUAUAUAAGCGCCUAUCGGUUUUAGUAAAAGGCCAUGAUAAGGCUGUAUUGGACAGUUAUGAACAUUUUGCAGUGCUUGCUGCUAAAGAACUUGGUAUCUCUGUUAAUGUACAUGAACCUCCAAGGAAAAUAGAGCGAUUUACUCUUCUCAAAUCAGUGCAUAUUUUCAAGAAGCACAGGGUUCAGUAUGAAAUGAGAACACUUUACAGAUGUUUAGAGUUAGAACAUCUCACUGGGAGUACAGCAGAUGUCUACUUGGAAUAUAUUCAGCGAAACUUACCUGAAGGAGUUGCCAUGGAAGUUACAAAGACAAAAUUAGAACAGUUACCAGAACACAUCAAGAAGCCAAUUUGGAAAACAAUACCAGAGGAAGAAGAAAGCAAGUCAUAAAGUCUCAGAGUGACCACUUGUGCUGGGAUGUGAAGUGAGCAUGUCAAGUGGAGUGAGUCUCCAGUGAAGACAGUCUCAAGUCACCCUGACUGCUCUCCUGAGGCCGCACGGCCUGAUCAGUAGAAAGCAGGGAUUGGAAGUUUACGAUACACCAGACUAUUGUGCAGGAACCACCUUAUCUAUUCUUUUAUACAUGUCAUUGUUUCAGUUUGGAUUUUAACAAAUGUGAGCAAACCAUUUGGACCACUCUGUACCAAAGCAGUCAAAUUCAUAUUUUGUUAUUCCACUA
This is a messenger RNA of Kogia breviceps (pygmy sperm whale), 1078 nucleotides long. It is a transcript of the gene MRPS10, whose product is annotated as mitochondrial ribosomal protein S10. The record is from RefSeq and is a predicted model, not a curated record. Lineage: Eukaryota; Metazoa; Chordata; Mammalia; Artiodactyla; Physeteridae. Gene Ontology annotation, cellular component: mitochondrion; mitochondrial small ribosomal subunit.